CCUGGUAACAAGUGGCUUCUGCACACCUCACUACGUGAUGGUGUGUCCUAAUAGGUUUUACAUGAUGUAACAUGGCCUACAUGUCAAGACGUGUUUGUAAAACAUUGAGAGAGGUGAUGGUGAUUCUAAAGUCCACAAGGAAAGCAACAAUGAAAUAGUCUAUUGCAAGUUCUUAUAUUGUUGACAACCCUUAAACCGGACUUUACCCAUUUUUAAGUGGAAAGUAAGGGAAGUUUUCAAGCACGUGAUCAGUAUUUGUCCGAGAUUAAGCGGGUGGCAUUGUGAGGAUUCUCUAUUGAAAUACCUGAUGACCACGGCACCAAAACGAUCUGUCACCGUGGCAUUUUAUGAUGUCAUAGAGAAAUUAUUUGGUUGGAGACCUUAAUAUUAUAUUGUUUUUUAUUAAAACGUGGCAAACAAUGGGCCUAUGAAUGGAAUUUUAAUGAUCUUUAAAGGGUGGAAAUUACCUUUCUAAAUCACAAAGGCGAUACUUCAAACAAGACCUCUUUAUGACUGAUAUUACCCUUACCAUAGUAACGUUUAUUUUUAGUAGGAGUGCCCAACCUAUUUAAUUUGGUAUUCACUUCGUCCCCUGGGUCUCCCGCCGGUGGGACAUGUCUGGAACACCUCUCCAGGAGGCAUCCAAGCCACCUCAACUGGCUCCUCUCAACGUGGAGGAGUAGAGGGAAGUCUGGGCUUCCCUACUAAAGCUGCAGCCCCCGUGACCCGACCCCGGAGUGUGUGAAGAUGGCGCUGAUUGUGGUUGCAGUUGUACUCGCCACCAUACUAGCAGUCGACUGUUAUCCUGCAACUUUUCAAGAUCUGAAUUUGGGUCGCAGUAAGUACUGCCUGACUGUUUCGCAAAAACUAUGUAUAAGGUGUCAAUAUUAUUUGUUUCCCCUGACAGCAAACAGGACCUCCAUUAAGUUCCUGGCAUUCGGCGACUGGGGAGGUGUACCUUACCCCCCAUACAUGACUGUGGUGCAAAGGGCUACCGCUCAUGAAAUGAGUAAAGUAGCAGAACAGAUGGGAGCAGACUUUGUUUUGGCCCUUGGAGAUAACUUCUACUUUAAAGGUGUGGACAGAGUGGACUCUCCAAGAUUCAAGGACACCUUUGAGGCCGUGUACACAGGAAAGCCCCUCAAUAUGCCCUGGUACGUUAUUGCUGGCAAUCAUGACCAUGCAGGAAAUGUCCAAGCCCAGAUUGAUUACACACAUAAAUCUUCACGAUGGAACUUCCCUUCCUACUACUAUGAGCUGGACUUCCGCAUACCCAACACGAAAAAGACGCUGACCAUCAUCAUGCUGGACACUGUGAAGCUGUGCGGAAACUCUCUCGACUUUGUGGACGAGAAGCCCAGAGGCCCCUUGAACGCAAUGGAUGCCAACCGCCAAGUGAAGUGGCUGGAGGAAAGAAUGGCUGGGUCCAAGGCCGAUUUCCUCCUAGUGGCUGGUCACUACCCGGUGUGGUCGGUGUCUGAACAUGGGCCCACCGAUUGUCUCCUGCAGAGGGUUCGCCCUCUACUGCUUAAAUACAAUGCCACUGCCUACUUAUGCGGCCAUGACCACAAUUUGCAGUACAUUGAGGAGUCGGGAGUGGGCUACGUAGUGAGUGGUGCCGGAAACUUCCUGGAUCCGGAUGUUCGCCAUUGGAACCAUGUCCCCAAAGGUUCCGUGAAGUUCUUCACUGGCCAGGCCUCAACUCUAGGAGGCUUUGUUCAUGCAGAAGUCAAAAACAACAAGAUGAUACUCACCUUUUACCAGGCUAAAGGCACCUCUCUCUAUCGUACUGUGCUGUCAUCACGGAAUGGCAACUAGAUGAGAAAGGAGCUUCACUUUUGUGUCCAAAUUUAGCACGGUUUAAUCUUAUUAUGAAAAAAAUCUAGUACCAUCUUUUUACAAAAAUUUUUUAAAUCUCCUUUUGUCAGAAUGAAAACUGUUCAGAUAAGUGGAAACCCUUACUAAAUAUAUAAAACAGCCUUUGCUGUUGGUGUUUUCUCAGUAUUGACAGAUUUGUAUGCUUUGAAUACAAACAUUUAAAAUUGUAAUUCUACUGUCAGCAUUGUUAAACAUGACUCACACCGCUUGCCUUGUGAUUUCUGCAGAAGGGAGUGCAAGGAAGAUAAUUGUGGAUUAUGUCGCUACCAUAUAAUCACCUAAGGAUUUGGACUGGAGAGUCCUUGCAUAAUACACAAGUUAAAAAUCUAUAUAUCAAUUCUGACUUGACUAGAUAAACUGUUUGUUCUCUUGACAUGUCUUGUUCUGGUGUGUUUGUAUGUCAUUUGCCAUCAGAUGGCAUGAAACUGAUUUUAUUUGUAUGUUUCAAGGUUGUUUCCAAAUACUGUAUAUUAAUAUAUAUAAAUAUAUUAGGACCAGUUGAGUAAAAAUUUUCAACUCAAGUCUUUGUCAUUCCCUUCCUGUGUUGUAUAUUUGGUGAUAAUUGGAUUAGUGUAUGGUAAGGUAUUAAAUUGACGUCAAUGUGUGAAAUGCUUGGUUUAGCGCACGUUUCUGUUUGUAACGGAAUUGGUCCCAAAGCACUUCAAUGGAAAGGAUUGUGAAAGAGUAGGCUUCUUAACAAUUGCACUUGCACACAGACUCCUUUAGCAAAAUGCCUAUUGUUAGUCACGUGUGAAUAAACAUCUAUUUUAAAAACAAUUUGA
Molecule: messenger RNA, 2660 nt
Organism: Corythoichthys intestinalis (scribbled pipefish)
Lineage: Eukaryota; Metazoa; Chordata; Actinopteri; Syngnathiformes; Syngnathidae
Gene: acp5a
Product: acid phosphatase 5a, tartrate resistant
Exons: 5
Coding region: 748-1818 (356 amino acids)
Biological process (GO): bone resorption
Molecular function (GO): ferrous iron binding; ferric iron binding; acid phosphatase activity
Source: RefSeq, a predicted model, not a curated record